ACGUCAUAACCGCGGUGGUGAGAUGUGUUUACAUGCUCCUCAGUGUUUAUGAAUAUUAAUAUUCAAUAACUGACCGCUCGGAGCUCUGAUUAUUAACGAUGUCGGGGAGUUUUUACUUCGUUAUGGUGGGUCAUCAUGAUAACCCCGUGUUUGAGCUGGAGUUUCUCCCUCCGGGAAAGACCGAAGCGAAGGAGGACCACAGACAUCUGAACCAGUUCAUCGCUCAUGCUGCUCUGGAUCUGGUGGAUGAGAACAUGUGGCAGUGGCAGUCCAGCAGCAUGUACCUGAAGACCGUGGACAAAUUCAACGAGUGGUUCGUGUCCGCCUUCGUCACUGCUGGCCAUAUGAGAUUCAUUAUGCUCCAUGACGUCCGGCAAGAGGACGGAAUCAAGAACUUCUUUAAUGAUGUUUAUGAUCUGUACAUCAAGUUUGCCAUGAAUCCCUUCUACGAAGCCAACGCACCGAUUCGCUCCACAGCUUUCGAGAGGAAAGUGCAGUUUCUUGGGAAGAAGCAUCUGCUCAGUUGAUUCAUUUUGUACAUGUACUCUUGUUUUUGCAUUCUUGUCAUGCAGAAAUAUACAGGCGUGUUGAUUGUACUGUCAGAUACAUAUUUAACGUUUCAGUUGUUUACGUUCACAUUCUCACCUGCUGCUGUACGACAGAUGUGUCUGAAUAAAGAUGUUUAAAGCAUCACACAGCAAUGCAUUCUGCACAAAUUACACACUAAACCUUUAAAAUACAACAUCUAUAACCUGUGGUCAACUGCAUGAUGAUUGUGUACAUUACCGUCGUCCAGUAAUAACCUUGAAACAAUUAAACAAUCUCAUCAAG
Molecule: messenger RNA, 831 nt
Organism: Cyprinus carpio (common carp)
Lineage: Eukaryota; Metazoa; Chordata; Actinopteri; Cypriniformes; Cyprinidae
Product: trafficking protein particle complex subunit 2-like
Exons: 4
Coding region: 99-527 (142 amino acids)
Biological process (GO): endoplasmic reticulum to Golgi vesicle-mediated transport
Cellular component (GO): TRAPP complex; cytoplasm; nucleus
Source: RefSeq, a predicted model, not a curated record